Molecule: messenger RNA, 520 nt
Organism: Tupaia belangeri chinensis (Chinese tree shrew)
Lineage: Eukaryota; Metazoa; Chordata; Mammalia; Scandentia; Tupaiidae
Product: cilia- and flagella-associated protein 47-like
Exons: 5
Coding region: 152-520 (122 amino acids)
Biological process (GO): sperm axoneme assembly; cilium assembly
Cellular component (GO): cilium
Source: RefSeq, a predicted model, not a curated record
AUAUCCAAGGAAUAUAAUCAUUGACCAGCGCUGGUAUAGCUUCAUCAACGAAAAUCCUGCCUUCAAGUUUACUAAUUUGAGUCAAACAAAAGGAAUUACAUUGCCUCCUAAAGGAUGUAUAGAUAUCUCAGUAUUAUUUAUACCUCAAAUCAUGACAUUAUACAAAACAAUGGUCAUUGUUCAGAUGACAAAAGCAAAUAAAAGAAAUUGGCGUAUUGACAAUUUUGAUGAAUUGAAUCCAGAGAUACUAAGACCUUUGGGAAUAGACAAUGAUGAAAUUCAAGCAAUAUACUGGUUGUACCCUAUUAUUGGACUACCACAGGCACCACCUCCUAAAUGCCCUCAAGUUGUCAUAACAUGUCAAGCCAGGAAGCGUGUAGAAGAGAAAGUGGAAGUCAAAUUGAAUGGUAACUUUUUUGGAGACCGUCCUUCACCAGCGAUGAAAGACUUUUCUGUGAUUCCAAAAAGAAGCUCAAUUGCUUAUGAAGUUGUGGAAGAAUUCUUUGUCAUUGGCUCUUGA